CGACCUGGAGUUGCGGAUCCCUCUGCACACUGUCCCAUGACGGAGAAUUUGUGCGUGCGCUUCACUGUGGAAGUAACUUCCGCCAUGUUGCGACUGAAACCGAGUGGACGUUGCAGGACAUCGUUCAAAAUUACUCCGCCCUUCCGGUACCAGCUUGUUCGUCGCAGUUCGCUUUCCUCGAGUAAAUGAGGAUUUGGAGAUCGCAAGAAGGCUUCGACUGAUAGGAGCAAAUUUUGUGCUGAGGAUUCACCAGUUCUCUUUUUACUCGAUGUCUGUGAGAAAUGAGAGAUUGGACGGGUGUAUCAGCUGCGAUAGCGGUGCACAUUUGAUUUGAUAUCUGUUGGAAUGUUAGAAUAGGGGGAGAAGUCGGUCAAGGAGGGCGAUUCGACUCUCUGCUCUGGCGGCCAUGGCGCCCCCGGGUAGCCUGGUGGUUACACUGGACAAGCUCCCAUUGAAGCGCGUUCUAGCUUUGGAGGAGGCUGGAUUGGAAAUUUUACCAAUUGAGCCGACUCCUGAAGAAAAGCCCCUGCAUUUGCUGUCACGAAUAGACUUCGGACAUACUGUUGAAAAAGAUACGAAAAAGAUCAAGGCCGGAAAGGAUGCUCCACCACCACCACCGGCAGCAUGGCCUUGGCAAGGAUUAGCUGAAAACCUGCAACAGGCACAACAGGAGCUGAAUAUUAUUCUUGAUCUUCUAACCCAUGUUGAAGCAAAUGAGGCGGUCCAGGUUGUGAACAUGAUGAAGCCGAAGAUGUUACCACACGAAACUUUCAAUGAGAUCUGCCUCCGUGCUGCCGCGAAGAACAAUAAGUUUCGGGAAGUCGGCAAGUACUUGAAAAAAACUGCGCAAGCACUGGAGCGGCAGGUUGAAAGGGAGGCAGUAUUUUAUGGUGCACUCAUGAGACUUCAGCGUAAUUGGAAAGUAAAGCGUCAAAGAGGUGUCUCUGCUGGACCGGGUGGAAGCGCUGGAUUUUCCAUCGAUUUAUCUUUCCCUCUUCCAGCUGAUUCCUCAAGUGGAUCAUCUGCCAGAGCUGCGGCGUUGGCAUCGGUGAACCUUGACCAGGACGUCAGUGGCCUCCUCCAAGCACUGACUCCGUCGGGGAAACCUCUGAACAAGCUGAACAUAUCUCUCCGAUCAACGCAACCUGGACGCACAGUCUGGGAACGCCAAGAUGUGAAAGAUGAAGACUGGAUAGGCAAAGUUGAGGAUCCAGCAAGAGGAUCUGAUGUGGCAGGCAGUCAAAAUAGAGGAGUUGGAGAAGGAGUUGACACCGGUGCGAAAGGUGCACAGGUUGUUCUACGGCGUAUUCAGGCUGUUAUAUUUGAUGAACAGGUAUUCGAAUGGGUAGGUCGUGAAGCCUUAAUGGCCAAUUCCGGUAUGAAUGUUCUUGGAAUCGGUGAUACUUGUUUGCAGUUUAGUCUUGGCCACUCAGCCAGUCUCACUCUUGAGCUCUCGGAAAGUGCCAAACGCAAUCACGACCUAGGUCCCACGGAUGCUCAGGAUGACGAAGACGGCAACGAUGAGGACGAAGACGGUGGAAAGCUUGGUCCUACUAAAUCAGCAACAAACUCUCAGACUCUAGAUAAAGCAGAUGCUGAAUGGUCAAGCCUAAAGUUGUACGGACGACGCAUUAUUCCAAACGAAAGAGCGUUGGUUGUUUGUUUGCAUCAGGCUUUUCAUCAGUGCGUUUUUGGUUAUCCAACCGUUUUGCCCAACGGAUUAGUGACCUUUAAGUUGGGCCACGGGAAGAACGCAGUAGACACCCCAGUUUUGACGAAGACGAGAGAACCUUCAUCGGCCACGGGUGCAUCUGGACCCGCAAAAGAGUCGGUUUCAGGGGAUGGGGCCAGUGCAAUCAAACAUUUCUCGGCAAUCAUGCGUCAUCGUGUUUUAUGUAACAGAGUACUGGCAGAGCUUGAGAAGCAGGUUACGGAAAUUCCUCAUCUGCAACUGUCUUUCCAUCCCACAUGGCAUCCUCGCGUUUCUGCGUGGGACCUUUCCCUCGUUACUCCUGUAUCCUCGCAAAGAGGAAAAGACGCCGCUUUAACUGAAAACAAGGAGUCAUGGUUUCAGUGCACUAUCGUCUUAAGAGAUGAAUCUCUUACAGUGGAAGGGCUGGAAGGAGAGUCACGGUUUGAAGCCCCUUCUAAGACUUCACCACAGGAGAUUCUACCAUUAAAUAUCCACAAUGUUGGCAUAUCCGAAUUACCCACGUUCUUACUGUUUCAGAUUGCGACGGAGCUCGUUUCGUGGCUUCAUGAUGAAGCAGUAAAUAUGGGAUUGAAAGUUUCAAGGGAUCUUCUUAGUGUUGUAUUUCAGCUGGAGAGCUGUGAUGACGUUGCCAUUGUUGCGUGUCCCGACGUUAAAGCACAUUGCAUCAAUUGGUGGAUGAGAACCUGGGGCUUUGGUAUGGACGAAUCUUCAGGAAAGGAAGACAUGGUCUCUGAGAAUGGGCACCAUCAGCGUUUCCUUGGACCCCUGUCGCUGGACAUUUUGAGGAAAGUUCUUCUGGAUCUUAUCUCUUUAGAGAGUCAACCCGAAGCAGGAAGUUAUGAUUAAAGUGGUCUUAAGGACUAAUCGGCUGGUGGUUAAACUUGAUCAAUUCCAAUCUAAUGGGCGACUGAAGAGCCCAGUGUGAUUGAGGUUGUGCACUGAGCAACUGCACGGCCCAUGAUGUCAUGCGCUUGUAUAGGAGUAAAUGAUUAUGUGAGAGUCGGUGUUAGGAUAAUAAGAUUAUUGUAUACACUAGUGCUUGCCAAUGCAAUGAAAAGCUGUGGAACAGCACAAACCCGCUGUUACGAUUGUUGACCUUCACGAGUCAUCGGUGCUAGCUAAGAAAGGAGUUUUUUCUGGAAGUGAUCAUCUGGUAAAUGCUUUGUCAAAGAUAUAGAAUCAACUGAAAAUGGUUAAACUUGAGAAACAGCACCCAAUAAUCAUGGAAGCAAUUCAAGAGGAACUUUUU
Marchantia polymorpha subsp. ruderalis is the source of this 2963-nucleotide messenger RNA. The record is from the annotation of a GenBank genome assembly. NCBI's taxonomy places the organism in Eukaryota, Viridiplantae, Streptophyta, Marchantiopsida, Marchantiales, Marchantiaceae.